CGGGACCUACAAUAAUACAAUAAUAGGAUCUGCUCCCUGUCGCCGACGCCAUGAACUCUAUCCACACCCUCUGGCCUAGCUACCAUUCGAGGCGUUCCCCGCAUCCUCGUCCGCCAUGACAGUUCAUAGGCUUUUCGCGCGAGCAUGCAUUCGAUCCACAUCGGCCACCGCGCGGCGGCGCCCGCAGAGCCCGAGGGCACUCGCAACCAAGACCUCUCCUCCGCCCUUCCCGACCACGCCGACCUGCCCCGCGCCGACAUGCGCAUGCGCCCCGCCCCCGGCGCUCCCGGAGGGCUUCGCCAUUGACCGUGAUGCGCCCCUCAACGGCUCGAUAUCCAACUAUGCGCAGCACGUGCUGGUUUGCACAGGCAAGGACGACUGGCCGUCUCGCAUCGAGGAAGACAACGCGGGGGACAACCUGGUGGCUGACUUGCGCGAGCUGGUCGGGCCCAGAGGAAAGUUCAAUGAUCCCUUCCACAACAUCUCGAUCCUCGCCUCGUCCUUCCCCUCCUCGCCGGCCCCGAAGCAGCGGCCCGAGCUGCAGACCAGCUCCGUCUACAUCCUCCCGCAGUUCAAGUACGUGCCCUUCCUGCCGCGCGUCUCGUUCGACAGCGUCGAGGCCCUCGUGCGCGGCUACCUGCAACCCGAGGCGCUGCACCCGAUGCACGACGGCCUGUCGCCUAUCCACCGCGACAGGCUGCUGCGCAAGCCCGCCUACCAGAGCCUGCUGUGGGGGGUGCGUGACGUGCGCGAGGUCGUGGUCCUGAUCUGCGGCCACGGCGGCCGGGACCGGCGCUGCGGCAUCUACGGGCCCCUGUUGAGGGACGAGUUCGAGAAGAGGCUGCCCGAGAAGGGCGUCGAGGUACUGAAGGGGGCCCUGGAUGUCGAAGCCGGGUUAGAGGGGGAGGGACGGGCCACCAUCCAAGGGGAGGCAUCGGGGAGGGAGCGCGCGGCCCGCGUCGGGUUGAUCAGCCACAUCGGCGGUCACAAGUAUGCGGGGAAUGUGAUCGUAUAUCUGCCGCCGACCUUGACGACUGAGGACGGCCGACCGCACCCUCUGGCCGGCCACGGGAUAUGGUACGGCCGAGUUGAGCCGGCGCACGUCGAGGGCAUCGUGACGGAGACCAUCUUGAAGGGGACGGUGAUUGAGGAGCUCUUCCGGGGGGGUAUCCGGCAGGACGGGCAGAUCUUGAGGCUAUAGACGGCAACGCAUACUUGUGCACCAGGAAAAGAGAAAAAAAUAAAACAAGACAACAUGGAAUGGAAAAAGCGAUCAUCAUCUCGGAGAGGGAGUGCCCAGGCUUAACUUAGCUAACUUACAGGGACGGAGUCUUGGCUUGCCAUUGACGGGGCGCGCGGAACAAGAUAUUGCUUAAUUACAUACCCAUUCGCACUGCCAAAUGAUUUCGGAUUCAGCCAACCAAAAAUCUCCGUUGAUUG
This is a messenger RNA of Thermothelomyces thermophilus ATCC 42464, 1440 nucleotides long. RefSeq lists its product as uncharacterized. The record is from RefSeq and is a predicted model, not a curated record. Lineage: Eukaryota; Fungi; Ascomycota; Sordariomycetes; Sordariales; Chaetomiaceae. The coding region runs from base 116 to 1201 and encodes 361 amino acids. The transcript is spliced from 2 exons.